UGACGCGGUCAUGCGGCCGUGGGAGGAGUACAUGGCAGAGAGGGACAGCGGCGAUAAGGAGGAGGGAGACGACGCCAGCACUGAGGAGUCGCUACACCAGCCACACUCAGCACUGCACAAUGGCAACUCGCCAAACUAUGGUGAAGCAGAUGUGUUGGAACCCAGAGUGGACACAGAGCUGGAAGAUGAACACAUUGAUGCUCUCAUCAUGUCACCAGGUGGCGCCUCUGUAGAGAGCUCCAACAGCUUCAUACUGGAAACGCCUUACAAGUAUUCAGGAGACAGUUCUAGUAACGUAGAGAGACCUCCUCCUGUGCCAGAGACACCGCCUCCUCCUCUGGAUGAUGAGAUGAUGGAGCUAAUGACAAAGGAAGAGGCUGGCUUUCUUCUUAGUCUCAACACGCGGCAGGAGGUGGUCGGCACACCCGUCAUCGGCGGCGACGACACGGCGGUGGGGCGCGGCGAUGGCGGCGACGGCGACGAAUCACACGACUACGAUGAGGUGCCCGACGGCGAGGAGGAUACCACCGGCGACAGUGCUGAUUAUGCGGCGCCACCUGGUGAUGCAAAGCUGUCGCGCAACGGAGCCGACAUGUUCUACAUGGAGAUCCCUGGUUUGGCAUCAGAGCCAGAUGGAGAUGACGACAUCGAACACAAACAUCCAUCCCGCAUCACGUUCUGUACAAAUCCCAUCAAGGUGUUCAGCACGUGGUCGGUCGGUGACUACGACCGCCGCAACGACGACGUCGAUCCCGUCGCGGCGUCCGCCGAGUACGAGCUCGAGAAACGCGUCGAGAAGAUGGACGUGUUCCCGGUCGACCUCGUUAAAGGUGCGGAGGGACUAGGAUUGAGCAUCAUCGGCAUGGGUGUCGGAGCGGACGCCGGCAUCGAGAAGCUGGGUAUCUUUGUGAAGACCAUCACGCCUGCCGGCGCCGCAGCGAAGGACGGCAGGAUUGAGGUGAAUGAUCAGAUCGUCGAGGUGGACGGGAAGAGCCUGGUAGGCGUGUCACAGGCCUACGCUGCCUCCGUGCUGAGAAACACCUCCGGACUUGUCAGGUUCAUGAUCGGGAGAGAGCGUGACCAGGCGAACAGUGAGAUUGCUCGGCUCAUCAGUCAGUCGAUCCUGCAGGACAAGGAGAGGGAUGACAGGAGGAAGAAGCAAGAGGAGGAGCGUAAGAAGAUACAGGAGUAUCUCGAUUCGUGUGUGCAGGUGAAGGAUGCCAGCGAAAGUACGGCGCAAAGCGAGGAGAAGGAGAGAGAGUCGCCGGACUGUAGGUCGACGACUCCCCCGAUGGACGACAUCGCGUGGGAAGGUGAGGAUGAGAAUGUCGCGUACCCGCUCGACGAUCACUCGCCGCUGUCCGACGACUCACCGCACCGGCCGCAGUGCGAGGUGUUCGACCUGCCGGACGACCUGAGCAGCGACUCGCUCAGCCCCGAGAUGGACGUGCAGGCCCUCAUGAUACGCCUGAAGGAGGCUCAGUACAAGAAUGCCGUAGCAGAAGCUGAACUCGCCAAAGUCAAGGCUAAGAUGAUACUGAUGGAUGGCACAGAGUUGCAGAAGGAGAACCUGCAGAAGAGGACAGACAUGUUAACUCAGCGUCUGCGCGAGUCGGAGAGACUGCUCGACGACACUCAGAAAGAGGUUGCUAACUAUCAGGACAUGCUGGAGGAAUCACAGGGGCAGUACAUUCUCCUGGAGAAGAAGUACCUGAAGGCAAAGAAACUCAUCAAAGAGUUCCAACAGCGGGAGAACGACUUUAUGCGACGUGAUGAGUAUCAUCAACAGGUGGCUCAAGAGAAAGAGCUGGAAUUCAACUCCAUAGUGAAGCACCUCAAAGAUCGGGUCAUCGAGCUCGAGCAGGAGCUGCGCAGCCUCCACCGCGAGGCCGGGCUUCCCGGGGCAGCCCCCGCGUCGACGGCCAAGCCGCUGCCAAGUCUUUCAGCCAGUGCGUCGCAGCAGCCGACCGUGCCUCAGCAGCCCGUGGGGACAAUGAUACGCGUCGCCGAUAUGUCUGACGUUGACAUCUCAGACAGCGAGCAUGUGAUCAGCCCAGGGAGGUUGGAGAUCUACCCCCUCCCAUACCAACCUCGCCAUUGCCCGGCAACGUUAAGACAACUGAAGAGGAGGAGGAGGAGGAGGAGGAGGUGGUUGAGGUGGUAACCGUGCUGGAAAGAAAGCAGGAAGAUAAG
Messenger RNA from Priapulus caudatus, 2193 nucleotides. Its product is annotated as neurabin-2-like. Gene Ontology annotation, molecular function: actin filament binding. The coding region runs from base 11 to 2164 and encodes 717 amino acids. The transcript is spliced from 16 exons. NCBI's taxonomy places the organism in Eukaryota, Metazoa, Priapulida, Priapulimorpha, Priapulimorphida, Priapulidae. Gene Ontology annotation, biological process: actin filament organization; neuron projection development; calcium-mediated signaling. Gene Ontology annotation, cellular component: actin cytoskeleton; cytoplasm; dendrite. The record is from RefSeq and is a predicted model, not a curated record.